CUUAAGCUUGUGAUCAAUCAAAAUGCUCUGGAACUGCAAUAUUUGAUCUACCUCUAUCAAAAGCCACCCCGCAGUUUCUCAAAUGUCAUAGUGUUUCGUAAGAGCUCAAUGGCUCAACCACUGACUUCAGUCACCACGGCCGGUCUACUCGACCAGAUCAGCAGAAAUUAGAUUAGUGUUUUGGAAGCAUUGGCCUCGUAACUUCUUAGCCGCUCUAAUAAUAAUUGCAGCAAAUGACCACACACCAGCUGACAGUUGAAAGUACGCCGCGUUUUCACAUUGAUCUCUAUAUCUUUGCCAGAGGAGCCGUCUGCACCGAGCUGGUGAUGGGACGGGGAAAAGUUAGGAUAUGGACCCAGUCUGGCGCCUUGAAGACUCCUCCACACAAUCCUGGGAUGUAAAAGAUCCCAAACACGACAUGACCACCAUCUGUGGUGACAGCGUAACAUGAUGAUCCCGAAUGUCCACAACAUAACUUUAUUCAGUGCCAGCAGCGUGAUUGAGCACUCAGGAUGCUUGCUCAGACAUUAGGCAACCGAUACAGAGCGUAACAGGAAACUUUUAAAUAGAUUACAUUAUAUACUGUAUAUAGACACAUUUACAUUCUGUCUCUGUUUUAGACAUCUGAGAAAGAAGCCUUUGUUCCGUCAUCCUGCCCGUGGAUAUUCUCAUUCAUCCAGCUCGUGUUUUAUCCCAAAGGUGCUGUUCAAGUCCAAGUGGCCACAGAACAUCCCCUUUGGGACAUUCCUGCAUUGUUCCCAAGCACUUUCUACCAUUUAUCUCCACCACAGUUAUCUUUAGCUUAUCCAAAUACGUUUCAAAGUGCAAAAACCCACCUUUCAGCGAUUAUAAAAUUCCACCCUAUAAAUAUUUUGUUCUCUCAGUUGUACUAUCACUCCCCUCGUGAUGCUUGUUGGCCCUAGAGUUCAUCCCCGAGGGCUGCGGUGCAAGAGGUCACAAGCCUUGGCUAAUUGUAACACACACAAAGACCUAUGCACAGGUGCAGACGUCAACUCUCCAUUAGACCGUCCUGCAUCGUGGGCAACACUCCGGGGGAUUUGUUUGCGUAUUUGGGCCACGGCUUGAGUGCAUGCCUGGCUUCUAGCUGAAGGUACGACUCUCGCCAGGCUAACAGGCUCAUUGCGAGGUGGAUCUUCUUCUCACAGACAUGAAGCCAAGCUGUUGCACAGAUGCCAGCGGAGGUGCAGCAUUAUGUUGGUGUACAACUAGCUAUACAUAAUAAAGUAUUCCCUUCGACCUCCUACUGUUUACUAGUAGCAUAGUUACUUACAUAGUGUGUGUGUGUGUGUGUGUGUGUGUGUGUGUGUGUGUGUGUGUGUGUGUGUGUGUGUGUGUGUGUGUGUGUGUGUGUGUGUGUGUGUGUGUGUGUGUGUGUGUGUGCCUACUGUAUGUAGGCCAGUGUGCAUGUGGGUCUGCCCUUUGUAGAGCAGUUUGUAAUCAGCUGUCAAAGUGGGCUCUGUCUCCUUCCCAGCAGUUGAGUAAAGCUCCUACAGUAGGUCCACGGGGCACAUCGACCCAUGCGCCAGCAGCAGCAGCAGCAGCAGCAGCGGCGAAGGUGAGGACGGACAGCGAACCUGCACGUCCGCUCUCUGCUGAGUCGUUGUAUUUUAAGAUCCCUGUGGUGGUUUGUGGCUGUGCCUGUUCUCAGAGUCCGGUGUGUGUGUUUGGAAAAGAAGCUAAAGUAAAGAGGUAAGACUUCAAAUGGAUCACUGAUUAAUCUGUACUGUACAUAGUUAUUAAUGCUGUAUUACCCCAAAAUUCUACUGCUAAAACUUUUAAUGUUUGAUUCAAGUGUACAAAAUACACAUAUUUUAUAAUCAGGUGUAAUGCUGUGUGUUACAAAUACAUAAAUGAUAAUAAAUUAAUAAAAUGCAAUAUUCCUGAUUAAAAAUGUCGACAUAGUUUAAUGAAAACUUAAUAAUAAUAAAAACUAUAAACAUCAUAUAGUUUUGACUAAAAAACCAAAGUUUAUAAACUAAUGUACACAAUUGUAUGUAUCUUUGGCAUGACAUUUUAACAUUACCCCAACUCAUAAUAAUCUUUCUGUGGUCAGAUCAACAGUAUAGUAGUAUAGUAAGUAUUUAUUACACUCGUUCAACCCCAAACCGUCAGCCAACCCAAACCAGCAGUAACUGCAAAUCACAACUACCCCAAAGAUUAAAGCAAUUGACUUAAACUUGUGUGUUUUCUUGCAGUUAGAGUCAGAGUAGUGUAGACAUACAUGACAGGGACAUGAUAAUGAUAAUGUAAUGUAAGGGAUGUUUACACUAUAAGGGGCUAUUCAGGGUUGGUUCUGCUGAAACAAACCUACUCCGUGCGAUUUGUUAUCUGAUCGUGUCAUAAAUCAAACGUGUUUAAAGCUGGAGUGAAAGCCCAAGGAUGUCAGCGAGAGGAGGGAGUCUGCAAAUCGUUCCAAUGCUCUGUCGGCGUCUCCUGCAGGGAUUUAAAGCAGAGCACUUCAUUGAAAAUGAAGUCAAAACUCAAACAGACGCACAUACAGCAUGUGUGACGCUCAGGCCAUGUCAAACUGAUCUUUGUUCUCCACGCUGGGCAGCGAUGAUCGAGCUGGGCCUGGCUGACGGGAGCCUGAUCGACGAGCUGAUGGAACUGACGGCUCAAAGCCUCGGGCAGCGGGAGAUCCAGGAGCACUUCAACGUCAUCAAGGAGAUCGGCCGGGGCAAAUACGGCAAAGUGCUGCUGGUGACGCACCGCUUCAGGGGGACGCCCAUGGCCUUGAAAGUGAUGCCCAAAGCCUCCACUAAGCUGCAAGGCUUCCUUCGCGAGUACUGCAUCUCUUUGCACCUUUCCUGCCACCCCUGCAUCGUGGGCCUCUUUGGCAUCGCCUUCCAGUCCCACGAGCACUACUGCUUUGCCCAGGAGCUGGUCAUUGGGAAGGACCUGUUUGCUGUCAUCCAGCCAAAGGUGGGCAUCCCAGAGUCUUCAGUAAAACGCUGUGUCCUCCAGAUCGCCAGCGCUUUGGAGUUCAUCCACAGCCACGGCCUGGUCCACCGCGACGUCAAGCCAGAGAACAUCCUCCUGCUGGACAACCACUGCUGCCAGGUCAAGCUGGCAGACUUCGGCCUGGCCCAGAAGAGAGGCACCCUCAUACGUUUCAUCACGGGCACGCUGCCCUACAUGGCCCCAGAACUGUGCACCAUGGCCCUGCUGGACGGCCAGGAGGAAGUGACGGCCCCUCCCCUGAGCGUGGAGCCCAGCCUGGACACCUGGGCCUUCGGAGUGGUUAUCUUCUGCAUCCUCACCGGUUACUUCCCCUGGGAGCGCUGCUCAGAGUCCGACGACUUCUACCAGGAGUUCGCUGACUGGUGCAAAACGGAGAAGAGGCCUGAGGAGGAGGAGGAGGAGGAGGAGGAGGAGGAGGAGGAGGAGGAGGAGGAGGAGGAGGAGGAGGACGUCCCUCCCCUGUGGAGACGGUUCACUCCCGAAGCCAUGGAGAUGUUUGCUAAGCUCCUGGCGGUGGACGUGGAGAAGAGAUGCACAGUGGGGGAAGUGAGGGCGUACGUGGAGACGGACUGGCUUAAGAAGUCGGAGGGACAAAAGUAGAAAGUGCAAAUAGUGACUUGUCUAAGUUUGUGUUUUAGUCUCUUAGUGUUGAAUAUUUCCGCUAUGUGAGUGUAAUGCAGGAUAUCAUAUCUGGCUAAAUUAUGAACUUUUUUAUAGUAAAACAUGGGCUGUA
Messenger RNA from Betta splendens (Siamese fighting fish), 3715 nucleotides. Its product is annotated as serine/threonine-protein kinase SBK1. Gene Ontology annotation, biological process: peptidyl-serine phosphorylation; peptidyl-threonine phosphorylation. Gene Ontology annotation, molecular function: ATP binding; protein serine/threonine kinase activity. The record is from RefSeq and is a predicted model, not a curated record. The transcript has 3 exons. Bases 2401 to 3582 code for a protein of 393 amino acids. Lineage: Eukaryota; Metazoa; Chordata; Actinopteri; Anabantiformes; Osphronemidae.